AAAUGGAAACCAAGGUGCAGUUUGACUUUAGAUUGGGUGGUGAUUCUAUACCUGGUCCUGUUGAGAAUGUCCAGGCUCUUGCAUCCAAGAACCUGAAGAAAGUCUCGUCCAGAUACAUCAGGUCAGAGAUUGAAUUCGAUGCAAUUUCCAUGGAUGAAUCCUUUGAGAUUCCAGUGAUUGACAUGAGCAAACUAGAUGAUGAUAGUGAACGGAGAAAUCUGCAUUUAGUUUGCAGAGACUGGGGUUUCUUCCAGUUGAUCAAUCAUGGUGUAGCGAAUGACGUGAUUGAGAAGAUGAAGAUCGACCUGCAAGAGUUCUUCAAGCUGCCUUUGAAGGAGAAGAUGGCUUUUUCGAAGACACCGGAUAACCCCGAAGGAUACGGUCAAGACAUCCGUGCGUCAGAUUUAGAAGACCAGAAGCUUGAGUGGAAGGACAUCCUCCUCCUCGUUGCUCAGCCUAUUAACUCAAGAAAUAUGAGAUUCUGGCCGACCAAUCCCCGUUCGUUCAGGGAAAGCUUCGAGAAGUACACGAUGGCGUUGCAUGAAGUUAUGAUCCGACUCGUGAAGCUGGUUGCUGAGAAUCUGGGGACUGAUCCCGAGGCAUUUUCGAGCUUUUUCGAGGAUGGAAGACAGGUAAUAAGGAUGAACUAUUAUCCUCCCUGUGCAGAGGCAAGAAAGGUUCUCGGUGCAUUUCCACACUCCGACUCCUCGGGUUUAACAUUGUUGAUUCAAGCGAAUGAAGUUGAAGGAUUACAAAUCAAGAGGAAUGAGAAAUGGAUUCCUGUUAAACCCAUCCCUGGUGCAUUCAUAGUCAAUAUCGGAGACGUGAUCGAGAUUAUGAGCAAUGGAGAAUACAAAAGCAUUGAACAUAGAGUGGUGGUUAAUGAGGACAAGGAGCGCCUUUCGAUUGCAUCAUUACACUAUCCAAAAAAGGGUACUCAGAUUGUCCCACUGCCGGAUGUUACUAAGACCAACAAAGUAGUGUACAAGAGUAUGCCGCUUGAGGAGUUCCUGACAGUGAGGCUUAGCCAGAGAUCUAAUGGGAAACGUCUGUUGGAUCAAAUUAUGAAGCUCUAG
Molecule: messenger RNA, 1076 nt
Organism: Hibiscus syriacus
Lineage: Eukaryota; Viridiplantae; Streptophyta; Magnoliopsida; Malvales; Malvaceae
Product: S-norcoclaurine synthase 1-like
Exons: 3
Coding region: 3-1076 (357 amino acids)
Source: RefSeq, a predicted model, not a curated record